UCCAAAUGGGACAUCCGGACGAAGAUCUGGGACUACAUGGAAGCAAAUAACCUGGCUGAUUUCCCAAGACCAGUGCAUCACCGGAUCCCCAAUUUCAAGGGGUCUCACCAGGCUUGCCAUGCUGUCCGAGAGCUUGACGUGUUCAAAAGAACAAGUGAGAUUAAAGUGGACCCUGACAAACCACUAGAAGGAGUUCGGCUAGUGACCUUACAGGCAAGGAAAACUUUGUUGGUUCCAACACCGCGACUGAGAACUGGGCUGUUUAAUAAGAUUGUCCCACCACCAGGAGCAACUAAAGAGAUCCUGAGAAUAUGUGCAACCUCUCAAGGGGUAAAGGAUUACAGUGUGCCUAUAGGUCUGGACGCAAAAGUCCAAGUGGACCUGGUUGUUGUAGGAUCGGUCGCUGUUUCUGAAAAAGGUUGGAGAAUUGGGAAAGGGGAAGGUUUUGCAGAUAUGGAAUAUGCAAUGAUGAUGUCAAUGGGAGCCAUCAGAGAGGACACCCCAGUAGUUACUAUCGUGCAUGACUGCCAGGUGGUUGACAUUGCAGAAGAGCUGCUUGAUGACCAUGAUUUAACUGUGGAUUACAUCCUCACUCCAACAAGAACCAUUAAAACAGGCUGCAAACGACCAAAACCACAAGGAAUAAUAUGGCAUAAGAUCAGCUACGAGAUGCUGGAAAGAAUCCCAAUCCUAAAGAAUCUUCGCUAUAGAGAGAAGCAGGCAGGCCAAGAUGUUAUCCUGAAAGACGAACAUCCAGGCUUUCCAAACGCCAGGAAACCAGCAGACUCCGAUGAAAAUGCCAAGACUGGAAAUACAAAACUGCAAACCGAGUCCACCUCGGCCCAAAUUAGACAGCAUCAUGUUGGAAAUGAUUCUUUAAGUACCAAAUCAGAGACACAUGGUGCACUCACCACUGUCUAUGUAGGUAAUAUACCUCCAGGCACAAGAGUGAGUGAGUUAAAAAGUGCUUUACGAGAAUUCCAUGCAUCCCCGUUGCGGCUCAGUUGGCAGGGAGCACAGGGCCGGGCUUUUCUUGAUUACAUGGAUAAAAUGACUGCUGAGAGUGUUGUAUCCUCUUUGAAAGGCUUAAGCCUCAGGGGUCAGACUUUGCGAGUUGAGAUGGCCAAGAACCAGAGAAACAAAGGGCAAGUAGAAAUCAAUGGACAGAGAAACAAGUAUGAAUAGAAAAAAUUAGGUCUAUCUUCAUUGCUCAUCAAGAAUCCAACCUAGUUUUUCAAGGAUCUCAGCACAGUCUCUAACUUUGUGGACUAAACAGUAUCCAACAAUAGAAUUUAAAAGCCAGCUUUUCUAGCAGAUUAGGCAUGCAGUUGCACAGCUGAUUUGCUGACUGUUUCUACAAAUGUUUAUGCAAAUCAAGUAUUUGCCUAUGCAGAUGAAAAAUUGGCCCUUUCGGCAUACAGUUACUCAGUUUAUGUCUUCAGUUGCCAGUAGUUGUGGUGCACUAGAUAGGUGUGUCAUUGUACACACAUACACAUUCGUUUGCACACAUGCCCUGUUUGGAAAACUGCCCCAAGGAAUCUAUGUACCCACAAUUCUAGCCAGAUGCCUAUAUUCUGUCAUCGGUGCUGGCAGGGAAAUGUACCUGCACAGCUGUGCACACACAUUUAGAGGUGAGCUUUUGAAAAAUCUAGUCUGUGGGAUGCAACACUUGCCAGACAGGACCCGAUCCUGUGAGGUGCAAAGGACAGCUGGCUAGGAAAACUGCCC
Terrapene triunguis (Three-toed box turtle) is the source of this 1728-nucleotide messenger RNA. Its product is annotated as methenyltetrahydrofolate synthase domain-containing protein-like. The transcript has 7 exons. Bases 37 to 1185 code for a protein of 382 amino acids. The record is from RefSeq and is a predicted model, not a curated record. Gene Ontology annotation, molecular function: RNA binding. Gene Ontology annotation, cellular component: cytoplasm. NCBI's taxonomy places the organism in Eukaryota, Metazoa, Chordata, Testudines, Emydidae.